GUACUGUUGCUUGGACAUGUUUCGUUAUAGGAUUGAUUUCAGUAAUUAAAUAUUAAUGUUAUAAAAAUGAAGUCUAAUCAGCUAAAAUGAUAAGAUUGUUAUUUGAGACUGUUAUAUUCACAUCCGUCGACAAACUUAGGGCUGUCCUGGGAAUUCGAGGAGUGUCGGGAGCGAUAAGACAUUACAGCGCCAUUACGCAGUCACUUCGGCAUACUCCACUGGACAUCGACACGUCAUGUGGAAGAUAGCUUUUCUUUUUCUUUCCGUAGCUGCGGUUCUCGCAGAAAGGAAACGAUACGAUGGGCAUAAGCUGUUGCGUAUUACGCCAACGACGCAGGAAGAUCUAGACGCUGCAACCAAAUUCAUCGAUCAACGCCAAAGUGAGCUCGACUUCUGGAAACUCCCCCGGGGUGUUUCUGACAACGCAGAUCUGAGGGUUUCCCCCGAAGAGUAUGACACCGUAGCAGAGCAACUCCGUGCGGCGGGAGUCAACUUCAAUGUCAUCCAGGAGAACCUCCAAGAUCGCAUAGAUGAAGACUACGAACGUCUCUCCAAUAAAGCCGGCAAGCAGCCAAUCGAUCUGGAGGACUUCAAUAGACAUGGAGACAUCAACACUUGGCUCACCAACCAGGCUGCUUCAUGCACUGGAGGUGUGCAGUGCACGACUUACGACAUCGGCAACUCAUAUGAGGGUAGAACUAUGAGAGUUAUAAGGAUUGGAAUAAACAGUUCCGAUCAGAAGCCUGCUAUUUGGGUAGAUGCUGGAAUACACGCCAGAGAGUGGAUAUCCCCAUCAACUGCCAUCUAUUUUAUUAAUCAGCUGAUUAACAAUGCAGCUGAUGCCACUGUCAGACAAGUCUUGGAGAGAUUUGAUUGGUUUAUCCUUCCCCUACACAACCCUGAUGGUUAUGAAUACACACACACAAAUGAGAGACUUUGGCGUAAGACAAGGACACCCACUGAUCCAGUUUGGGAUUGCUAUGGUGCUGACCCGAACAGGAACUUCGGAUAUCAAUGGGGAGGUGAUGGUGCGAGUCCCGAGCCAUGUAGUGACACCUAUAGAGGCGAUUCUGCUUUCUCAGAACCCUGUGCCCAGCGAGUACGUGAUUUCGUUACUCCGAGAGCCAAUCAAUUCCGAGCUUUCGUGACGAUGCAUUCCUAUGGACAGUGGUGGUUCACACCCUGGGGCUACACUGCCAACGAAGUGCCUAGAGAUUAUGACGAUCAGGCCGCAGUUGGUGAAGUUGUAGCUGACGCAAUAUUUGCUGUUAAUGGUAGAUCAUACACUGUGGGACCAUCCUCUAUUCUUCUUUAUAAAAACAGCGGGGCUUCGGAUGACUGGGCUUACGGUGAACUGGGUAUAAAGUACACAUACUCCCCAGAACUACCUGCCCUUCACCAUGGCUUUACCAUUCCCAAGCAAUACAUUACACCCAUAGGCAAAGAGACAUGGGAAGGCAUGAAGGCCAUGGCCAAUGAAAUACAUAAACGAAUAAAAAAAGACGACCUUUCAACGAUUGUUAAAAAGCUCGGUGGUUAUUUAUGAGACUGGUAAUUACUUCUGUACCCCAGAAGACACGAUCUAGGAGCUGCAGAGCAAAUAAAUAUCAUAUGCAGAUGUGACAGAUACGACAGUUGUUACCCUAAGUGCCUCAUUUAUAAAUGCAUAUAUGUCUAUUCCCCUUGUUGGAGAAAUAUUUUAGUAAAUAAUGUCUCACAAGGCAAUUCUCUCCGAAUCAUGAUUAUGGUCUACUUAGUUUUUAAGUACUCCUAAAAAGUAUUUAUCAAUGGUGACAGCGUAAUCAGAUCAUAAUCAGAAAGCACACGCAGAAGCAACGUAUUCCCAGAUAAACACCGUACAUCUUGCUUUGAUUCAUUUUCACACGUAGCUAGGCAAGCCCUGGACUCAGUGAAAUAUGGACUAAAUCAUUCCUCAAAUGGGUGUUAUUUCAGUAGUAGAAUGAAUCAGCCACAAUUCGGCUUUAAUCAUUUUCGCACAUUACAAAAUAUAUCACCAAAGAAAUAUGAAAUCACUAAAACAUAUUUUCAAUGAAACCUUUUGCAAGGGUCAAGUUGACAAAGCAUCAAAUUCAAUCUGUAGAGUCAAGUUGUCACCUUGACAACCAUUCAAUGAAUGACCUUGGGUGGAUUGUUGGUUAUAUAAUGCAGUGUAGUUAUAUGAAAUACUGUGUUCGGAUUAGCUGGAAUCGGACAGGUCUUGCCUAGCUAUGAGUGAAUAAA
Molecule: messenger RNA, 2241 nt
Organism: Owenia fusiformis
Lineage: Eukaryota; Metazoa; Annelida; Polychaeta; Sabellida; Oweniidae
Source: the annotation of a GenBank genome assembly